Molecule: messenger RNA, 1159 nt
Organism: Megachile rotundata (alfalfa leafcutting bee)
Lineage: Eukaryota; Metazoa; Arthropoda; Insecta; Hymenoptera; Megachilidae
Product: protein ILRUN
Biological process (GO): macroautophagy
Cellular component (GO): phagophore assembly site
Molecular function (GO): ubiquitin binding
Source: RefSeq, a predicted model, not a curated record
ACUAUUUCAUUUACAUUGGAAAUUAAAUGGAUUUAAAGACUGUACAUAUACUUUGGCUAAAAGGCAUCAAAGAUAUAAGUAAAGUGGACGAAUGAUAGGGGAAACGUAGACAUUGAAUUCAUCUUUUAGCUAAAGUUUCCACUGGCGCGUGGAAACAAUUUUUGCGGAUUACACUUAAUUACACUUUUUAUGCGGAGUGUACCAUAGAUGCACGCAUUCAUUGCGCACGGAUGAACGUCACGAAGAAUGACAUUUAAAAUUUGCAGUUAAAGAUCAGACGAUAAGAACCUAUUUACGAAAUUGCGUGUGUGACAAUUACGUUACAUGGAGUGUUGAACGAGCUACAGAGUGCAUCAUGAACGUGGACAACGAUUUGGAUCAACAUUUGUUACACCAGUUCAGCUGUUUAGGUACAACUGACAAAGAAGAUCUGGUGAAGCAACUGCAGAGGCUACUGCCUGGUAGCCAACUGAACGAAACUACAGCCACGUUCUUUCUUGAUAUGAAUAACUGGAAUCUUCAAGCAGCUAUAUGCAGUUAUUUUGAUUUUGAGUCUCCGGUUCAAAAUAAAUUUCCUUGUAUGACAUUAAUAUGCGAUAGUACUAUUGGUGAAGGAGAAGCAAUACCACCUCUUACUAAUUUUCGAAAAUCAUGGCAUAUACAAAACAGUGGUACAGAAGCAUGGCCUGAUGGAGUUUGUCUACAAUACAUAGGAGGUGUACAAAUGGGAGAAUGUACACGAGUACCAGUUCCAUCUUUAGGCCCCAAAGAGACAACGGAAAUAAGCGUGGACCUACAGAGUCCUUCUGAUUGUGGUCUAUAUCAAAGUAAAUGGAGAAUGAUGGUGAAGUCUACAGAAACUUUUUUCGGAGAUGUUAUUUGGAUAAUGCUAAUAGUAAGUGAAAGUGGUACUUUAGCUGUUACUCAACAACUUCAUCAGUUAAGUACAACAACUGAAACAACUAAUGAUGUGACAACAUCAUUUAAUGAUGUAACAACAGACUCCCCUAUGAUAUAUCCCAAGGAUUUCCCUUAAAUUUAUUUUUAAAAACACUUUCUGAUUGUUUUAUAUUGAACGAGUGAAAAUAACAUAUUUGUUUAAAACACUGCUUUAAACAAUAAAAGUAAUAUUUUGCUAGUAAUGCAAAAAACAAUAUUU